Microthlaspi erraticum is the source of this 453-nucleotide messenger RNA. Lineage: Eukaryota; Viridiplantae; Streptophyta; Magnoliopsida; Brassicales; Brassicaceae. The record is from the annotation of a GenBank genome assembly.
AUGGCCGCCGAACGGUCCAAACUUACUGUUUUACUGAAUGUCAUACUAUUCGCCAUGGUGGUGUUGGUGUACUCCGGUUUUUCAACGGAAGUUAAGGUCAGACUCGCGUUCAAGAAGACUUACCCCGAACCUGCGACUAAAUCUUUCAUCGAGGGUUUCCUAUCUACUCUUGGUAUUGGUGAAGCCGUGCACAUAUUUGCCUUCCUACUGUACUACACAGUCCGCAAAGAUUGCUUGAUCACGCGAGUGGUGGUAGACGAACUUUCUGUUAUGGUGGGAUGUGUCUUAUUGGGCAUACUUUCAUUGAAGAUUGAUCCCUAUCCCGCCGGUGUAGUUGUAGGAUUCUCCGUCGUUGUGGGUGCAUACAGUAUUUACAUGAUGAUUCGUAGAGUGGUGGCAGUGCUUCGCAUGAGGAAUGAGAAGAUCCGUCCGGAGGUAAAGAUUGGCGCCUGA